Molecule: messenger RNA, 1209 nt
Organism: Botrytis sinoallii
Lineage: Eukaryota; Fungi; Ascomycota; Leotiomycetes; Helotiales; Sclerotiniaceae
Exons: 2
Coding region: 1-1209 (402 amino acids)
Source: RefSeq, a predicted model, not a curated record
AUGGCAAGAGGUGAAUUCAUACAGCAAGCCAAGGUCAUUGUGGCUUUCCCCAAUAUUGGAGUGGGCGCCCUUGGCGAAAUUAAGGAUCAAAUACUUCCCGACACCAAUGUCACUUUCUUUCGGUCCAGCUUUUAUUUCAAUGAUCCCCCAUCAGCUGAGGGAAUAGCGGAAAGAGAUUUGAUAGUUGCUCCUGCUCCUCCGCCCAUACCAUGGGAAAAGCUAAGAGAGAUUCGAGAACGAGUGCUGAAAGAUAUAGAACAGACUAUGGUGGAACCAGGAAUCAUCAUCCUAGAUGAUAAUUGUAAGCCUAGACUCAACCUUAUCGAUGCAAUGGAGAUUGAAGACUGGGAUUAUAAGCUCGUUUCCCCUGCACGUAGUCAAAUCACUCGGGAUCUCAUGCCGAUGCACUAUGGAAUUCAAAUGAAGGAGCAGUGGCUGGGUGCGCUGAAGCAUCUGAAAGACGAUUGGGAUGAAUAUGUCAUUCCCACCAGGGAGAAAUUUGAAAUUCCCCCGGGCCAAUCGCUAUCAGAUGUCAUUGUAGAUUAUUCAGAGGAGGAUGAUGAUGGAGAGGUAAUCGACAAUGAGCUUCUCCGAAUAGCUCACAAUACGGACAAUAGGCUUGGAUCCAAUGCUCAAAUUCGAGCUUUGCCACUAUCAUUUUCCAACGUCAUUGUUAAUUCGCCCUACAGUCAAAACAGAAACACAAGCAACGCCAAAACAAAAACCUUUUUCACAUGGUUCUUCUUCCUCGCUAAUGCCAUACUUACUGUUGGACUUGCGUACGUACUUUACAACAUGGCCUUAGACUACGAAGAAUUCAUCGAGAGCGACAAACCGGAAAAGCGAGAGAUUCUGAAAGAACCAUCCGAGUGGGUGGAAGAAAGUCCAUUUUUCAUUUGGACGACAUGGCCAAAGAAACUAGUGAGAAUGGCAUUGCCUUACGCUGCAAAGAGGAGACAAGUAAGCGAGGAACUAUUAGAGACGGUUGAGAAAUGGAUACAAACGGAACGAUUUUUGAGAGGAAGCGAUCCGGGAUGGCAGUUUUCGGAUGUGCUUGAAAAAUUGAGGCAUGUGGGGCUUAUCACUUCGGAUACUAUAAAGAAAGAAGCAUCUGGGGUAGUCUCUAAAGUGGCUUCUACAGCAGCUUCUACGCUUUCCGCACCAACGACUAUACCGACGAUUGAUUUAAUAGGGGCUGAGUAUGAUUAA